Ornithorhynchus anatinus (platypus) is the source of this 937-nucleotide messenger RNA. RefSeq names its product N-acetyltransferase 8 (putative) (gene NAT8). Lineage: Eukaryota; Metazoa; Chordata; Mammalia; Monotremata; Ornithorhynchidae. The record is from RefSeq and is a predicted model, not a curated record. Gene Ontology annotation, molecular function: N-acetyltransferase activity. The transcript has 2 exons. Bases 1 to 708 code for a protein of 235 amino acids.
AUGAUCGUGAUGGAGACGCGCCCGGAACCCCCGUCAUGGCCCACUACGGCAUCCGACGGUUCCGGGAGGGCGACGGAGAGGCCGUGCGGGACCCGUUCUCCAGCGGAAUGGCGGAGGCCGCCCCUGCCGCCUUCUGGUCCGUGGCCGCCCUGCCCCGGACCUGGCCGUUCCUCCCGGCGGUGUCCGGUCGCCCUGUUCGCGGCUACGGGCUCCAUCCUCCUGGCCCUCGCGGCUCCGCCCGUCCUGCUGGCCGCCCUCCGGGAGUUCCUGAACAGACACUGGCGGGACUGCGUGGAGAAGGCCCUCCGCACCGACCUGAAGGACAUCCGCCGGUCCUACCCGGAGGCGGAGGGCUGCGGCUUCUGGGUGGCGGAGUCGGCCGGACGCGUGGCGGGCCUGGUGGCCGCCCGGCCCGCGCCGGACCCGUCCGGGGGGAGGCGGAUGCAGCUGCUCCGCAUGUCCGUGGGCAAGGAUCACCGGGGUCGGGGCAUGGCCCAGGCCCCGGUCCGGACCGUGUUACGCUUUGCCCGGGAUCGGGGCUGCGACGCCGUCGUCCUCAACACCAGCUGCGUGCAGUACCGGCCCCGGAGGCUCUACCGGAGCAUGGGCUUCCGGAAGAUGUCCGAGGAGAUCAUCCCGACCCUCGCCUGGAAGGUGAUCGGCCUCUGCGGCUAUAAGUACAUCUGCCCCCUCCCCCCGUCUCCCUGAGUCCGUCGGAUAAGACCCCUCCUCGGCAGACGCAGCAAGCGGCGGUGAUAACGGGCGAAGAAUGUGUCCUCUCACUCUUCUCUCGUCCUCUCCUAGGCGCAUAGUCCGGCGCUCGGCACACCGACAGCACGCAAUAAAUACGAUUGAACGGUGACAAUAAUUAGAAUCCCGGCAUUUGCGAAGCCCUCACUACGUGCCAGGCACGAAGCUCCAGGGUGGACACGAGCAG